Molecule: messenger RNA, 3782 nt
Organism: Talpa occidentalis (Iberian mole)
Lineage: Eukaryota; Metazoa; Chordata; Mammalia; Eulipotyphla; Talpidae
Gene: UBA3
Product: ubiquitin like modifier activating enzyme 3
Exons: 18
Coding region: 38-1429 (463 amino acids)
Biological process (GO): protein neddylation
Cellular component (GO): cytoplasm; nucleus
Molecular function (GO): NEDD8 activating enzyme activity
Source: RefSeq, a predicted model, not a curated record
CCGCCGUGGGGGCACCUGGGAGGAGGCGGAGAACAAUAUGGCGGAUGGUGAGGAGCCGGAGAAGAAAAGAAGGAGAAUAGAGGAGCUGCUGGCUGAGAAAAUGGCUGUUGAUGGUGGGUGUGGGGACACUGGAGACUGGGAAGGUCGCUGGAACCAUGUAAAGAAGUUCCUCGAGCGAUCUGGACCCUUCACACACCCUGAUUUCGAACCGAGCACUGAAUCUCUUCAGUUUUUGUUAGAUACAUGUAAAGUUCUAGUGAUUGGAGCUGGCGGCUUAGGAUGUGAGCUCCUGAAAAAUCUGGCAUUGUCUGGUUUCAGACAGAUUCAUGUCAUAGACAUGGAUACUAUAGAUGUUUCUAAUCUCAAUAGACAGUUUUUAUUUAGGUCUAAAGAUGUCGGAAGACCUAAAGCUGAAGUUGCUGCAGAAUUUUUAAAUGACAGAAUUCCCAAUUGCAAUGUAGUUCCACAUUUCAACAAGAUUCAGGAUUUUAAUGACACUUUCUAUCGACAAUUUCAUAUAAUUGUAUGUGGACUGGACUCUAUCAUAGCCAGAAGAUGGAUAAACGGCAUGCUGAUAUCCCUUCUAAAUUAUGAAGAUGGUGUUUUAGAUCCAAGCUCCAUUGUCCCUUUGAUAGAUGGGGGGACAGAAGGUUUUAAAGGAAAUGCCCGAGUAAUUCUACCUGGAAUGACUGCUUGUAUUGAAUGCACACUGGAACUGUAUCCACCACAGGUUAAUUUUCCCAUGUGCACUAUUGCAUCUAUGCCCCGGCUACCAGAACACUGUAUUGAGUAUGUAAGGAUAUUGCAGUGGCCUAAGGAGCAGCCUUUUGGAGAAGGGGUUCAGUUAGAUGGAGAUGAUCCUGAUCAUAUUCAGUGGAUUUUUCAAAAAUCCCUGGAGAGAGCAUCGCAAUAUAAUAUUAGGGGUGUUACAUAUAGACUCACUCAAGGGGUAGUAAAACGAAUCAUUCCUGCAGUCGCUUCCACAAAUGCAGUCAUUGCAGCUGUGUGUGCCACUGAGGUUUUCAAAAUAGCCACAAGUGCAUAUAUUCCUCUUAAUAACUACUUGGUAUUCAGUGACGUAGAUGGACUGUAUACAUAUACAUUUGAAGCAGAGAGAAAGGAAAACUGUCCAGCUUGUAGCCAACUUCCUCAGAAUAUUCAGUUUUCUCCAUCAGCUAAACUACAGGAAGUUUUGGAUUAUCUAACUAAUAGUGCUUCUCUGCAGAUGAAAUCUCCAGCCAUCACAGCCACGUUAGAGGGAAAAAAUAGAACACUUUACUUACAGUCAGUAACCUCUAUUGAGGAACGAACAAGGCCAAAUCUCUCCAAGACAUUGAAAGAAUUGGGACUCGUUGAUGGACAGGAACUGGCAGUUGCUGAUGUCACUACACCACAGACUGUACUAUUCAAGCUUCAUUUUACUUCUUAAGGAAAAUAAAUUUACACAUAUUAGAACACACAGAUAAACUUCAUGGAUGCUGAGAAAUUUAAUUGGUGUCAUUUUUAGUAUUAGUGUUGCUAGGAUUUGACUUUUUUUUAUAUAUAUAUAUAAUGAGCCACUCUUUUUUAAUUUUAUAACUAUCCCUCAAAGACAGAAUUUUUGGGAUUGGUUACUGUAAACAUUUUGUUAAAAUGGGAAAUGAUGCCUGGAGAGAGAGAUUAUGAGGAAAUUUAUUGCUUCUUUUAAAGGAGGAGGCAAAUACCCUCUGUUGUGUGCAUUUUGUGUUAUGGAAAAAUACAUUCCUCAGUUUUCAUUUGAGCACCCACAUAUACAAAGGUGUUCCUUUAAAGAAAAUAACAUUAAUUUUUAAAUAACACAAAAUAUUACAACCUGACAUCUAGAGCAUAUUGAAUAUGGGCUACUUCUACUUGAUUUAAUAUUCCUUUAAUUCAUUUAUCUAUCCAAUUGAAUAUUAAUUAUUGCAAAGGUUACCUUGUCCAUAAUAAUUUGUAAAUGGUGAUGUAGCUAGCUGAAAACCUGUGCAUGGAAAUGAGAAAUAUUUUCAUCUGUUUACUUGCAGUGCCAUAGAGCCCGAUAUGUACAACAUUAAAAGACAUGUAUGUUUAAAAGAAUUUAAUGUUUAAACAGUUAUCACUGAUGCUUUCGCACUAUUUAUUAAUAAAAUCAUAUAUUAUCUACUUUUCUCAAUGAAAAUUUUAAAUGUAUUAAGGAUUAUAAAUAGCUCCCUGUAAUAUAGGUAAAAAUGUGUAGUAGAGUAAUAUACAAAUUUUUAUGGCACCUGAAUUAAUAUUUUGCCACAGUACCAAUUUAAUCUGAUUUAAUAUAAUGAAAUGGAUUUAACAGUAUUCCUCUUCCUUAAUGUCUUCCCUCCCCCUAAAAACUAAGGCUUAAAACAGAAUGUGUGGUACAUAUUCUCUGUUUUUUACUUACCUGGCAAUUUUCUAUUUAAAAGCUUUUUGAUUACUCAGUUACAUAUUCAUUUAUCCUUUCAAGCUUUAUAUUGACAAAUUGUUUCAUUAUAAAAUCAUGGCAUAAAUUUAUAUGCUUUACUUAUAAGUUACAGAUUUUGUUUAAACUAUUGUACAUCGAAGAACCAAUACUUAGUCCCUCCUUUACUUAGGUACUUACAAUACUUUUGAAAUAGCCUUUGGAGAAGGUGACAUUAUCCUGAAGAGCUUAACAAAUAGUUUUAGAAAGUUUAGGUUAUUUGCCCAAAACUGGGCAUAGAAGUCUUGGAAAAGGGAUUCCAACCCUAAUCUACCUCAAACCUCAGACUACUUAGCUGUUUGAAGUUACUGAGUUAGGUGCUAGUGUAGAGUAUUAAAUUCUAAGAGUGUUAACAUGUAAAUUUUUACUGACUAGAUAAAAAUUGAAGAUGAUAACUUACCAAGGACAGUUUAAAUCUGAUUAUUUUCAAAGAAAAAUAAUUCCUUUAUGGUAUUGUUCUUUGCAGUGGGUAAAGUACUCAAAAGGGAUUAGGCAAGUAAGGCAAAUAAUCACAGCAGGGAGGGUUAAUAAGAGGAUGUAAUAAGACUAGUGGGAUCUUCGGCAAACUAGAGUGAAAAUUGUCAAAAUGGGCAACCCACUGCAGCUGACUCUUCCAUGUUGAUAGCCAUAUUUUUCAAAAUUAGAUGGAAAUCUGGGUAUCUGUAUGAAAUCUGACUUUGGAAGAAUUUUUUUAACAUGGAGAUGAAAUCAAUCUUAGCUGCAGAUUACAUUAGAAAAACACCAAAUUGGCUUCUUGCAGCCAGUAUCUGAAGACUCCAUACAGGAAAAAGUUAGAUUUUAAAUAAUGCCUAUUAACAGUAAUAGCUUCAGUGCUCCGGUUGGUUUUGGUAGGGGAGGGUCGGGGAGAAGGGCGGUAAAAUUGUUUUCUGUAUUCUUGUUCUAACUUAAAAUUUGAAGAGUUUUUUUAAAUCCAUCAAAUGGGCUGAUGAGGUCUGUAUACAAUAACCAGGAUUCUGAGACAAACAAAGCCAGAGUUCCUCAAUGCCAAUUAACACAACUGAUAAUUUGAGACGAAGUCAUAAAAAAUGGUGGACCCUGGGGCUUCCCUGGUGGCAAAAUGGGUUAAGCACCGCACUAUGAAGCAACACUCAGCUUCUAAGGCCUAAGUGUGAUCCCCGGCCCUCCAGGGAGCAACCCACAUGGCGGGACAGACCUCCCCUGUCACGCCUGCUGCUCCCCUCAGCAGUGUGCUUCGGUCAGUCUGCCUGUUGCGUUUCCCCGCUCUGUCUCUGGUGAAUCCUCUCACCUCCCCACACCUCUGGCCUGUACCCCAGCUCUUGUAUGCAUAAAUAAACCUUUUUAAAAAAGGUAA